This is a messenger RNA of Oppiella nova, 2342 nucleotides long. Lineage: Eukaryota; Metazoa; Arthropoda; Arachnida; Sarcoptiformes; Oppiidae. The record is from the annotation of a GenBank genome assembly.
GUAUUGACUGCGAUGUCUUCACAUUACGUGACGUUUUAAUCGUAGCCCUGAUUAGUGAACAACACUUACACUCACAGUGUUAUUGAGUUAAAGUGAUAAACAAGUCGUUCAGUCAUUUGAAGUGUUUUCUCGAUAUCUCGAGACUUGAAGAUUACAACCGAUUAUCAAAUGUUGAGAAAUAUUUAAUACUUGACUUGUUUUCGACAAACACUGCAUUGUAUUGAAGACUUGAAUUGCAUAUUAUCUGCGCUUUUAUAACACACUUUGCAUUCAUUUGAUUUGAUUGGCAGUCAAAUAGACGUAAAAUGACUACAACUGAGGAAAUGUGGAAAACAUUGUAUGCAUUGAUUCCCAUCACUGCGAAGACAUCGCACCUCAAGGCUCUUGUGCUGACGUAUGGACACCAAGUGGUCAUCGGAAGGGAUAUCACAUGCGAUCUGCAGAUCAACUCAUUGGAGAUCUCGCGAAGACAUGCCAUUCUCAAGAGUGAGGACAACAACUGGUUUAUCACUGAUUUGGAGAGCACAAAUGGUUUGUAUAUAAACGGCAAACCAGUCAUCGCUUUCUCUCCUUAUUGUCUCGCAAUUGGCGACAAAAUAUCGUUCGGACCGUCGGAUCAGUCGAAAGUGGUCUUUGAGUUCGUCGACGACUACUGUCUGUCGCAAAGGCGAGCCGUGAAGACACCGAAACGCAAACUCUUCGACCUGAACAACGAAAACAGGGAUCAAUUGGCGGUGAAACGGGCGCGCAAUGAAUGGCAACAACUGUUUGACUCUGAGCUCAGUUGUGCCAUAUGUCACGAGUUGUUUAUCACUGCCGUGAGUCUCAACUGUUCCCACACUUUCUGCCAGUCGUGUAUCGAGGAGUGGAAGCACUCCAAUGACAACAAACACCACUCAUCGGACGGCUCUGAUGAUGAAGAGGACGAGUUGGACAUUCGUGUCAUCAAUAAUGACAGUCAUUGCUGUCCCGUCUGUCGACAAACGAUUGUCUCUCAAAAUCGGGUGCUUGUGUUGGACAAUACCAUCGAUUAUAUCCUUCAGAAAUGGAGUCCAAAACUACAAGAAGAGGAGAAAGAAGAGGAAAAGGAUGAAGAAGUGUCCGAAGAAGAGGAAGAAUCUGAAGAAUACAACGUCGGAGGUUAUCAUUGCGUUCAAAUUGGUGACACUUUUCGCCGGAAACGAUAUCUAGUGAUCCGAAAGCUGGGUUUUGGUGCGUUCAGCACAGUCUGGCUCUGUUUGGACAAAAAAUCCGAUGAAUACGUGGCCAUAAAAGUCGUCAAAAGUAAAAAAUGUUUCCAAGAGUCAGCUCAGGAGGAGAUCGACAUAUUAUCACGGAUUCAGAGCUCAGACCCCAAUGUUGAACGAGUGGUCACUUUUAUUGACUCUUUUAAAAUACGUGGACCUAAUGGCAAACAUGUUUGUUUGGUGUUUGAAGUAUUGGGAGAUUCAUUGAUGAAAUUCAUGAAUACUUCACACAAACACGGAAUUCCUCUCAAUAUUCUGAAGACAAUUAUUCGUCAAGUAUUGGAGGGAUUGGUUUAUUUGCACACAAAAUGUAUGCUAAUCCAUACGGAUCUUAAACCCGAGAAUGUUCUGUUGACUAUCAAUGAAAGCCAAAUCGGAAGAAUGCACUCAGAAGUGGUUGAUAUGAUUGGCGGCGAAAAGCCACUGCCGACCAGUUUUGUUUCAACCGCUUCCGCCAAACUCAUCAAGAAAUGUGAUAUAUAUUUCAAAUACGAUCGACAAAAAUGUCUUAAGAAUGUGGUUAAAUUGAACUCUAAAACUCGCAACAACUUCAUUCAUAACACAAUAAGUGGUGAAGAGAAUUUGAGUGAAAUAUCAAUUAAAAUCGCUGACUUAGGAAAUGCAUGUUAUUUGUAUGAGACCCACAACUCAACCAUUCAGACCCGACCCUAUCGCUCACCUGAAGUCAUAUUAGGCGCUGGUUUUAGUCCGACUGCAGACAUUUGGUCUGUCGGUUGUAUGGCCUUUGAAUUAGCGACCGGAGACAUACUGUUUGAUUCCCACGAAACGGUCCGUAUGUCCCGCAAUGCCAACCAUCUGAAGAAAAUCAUUGAGCACUUGGGUCCCAUUCCCAAGUCAUGUAGAAAAGGGAAGUAUUAUAACAAGUAUUGCACCCGAAGUGGUCGAGUGAUUGGUUGCAAACGUAAAUCACAAUACAUUAUCCAAUCAAUUGACAAAUUACUCGUCGAUGAGUAUGAAUGGGAUUCAACAGAGGCUCAGAAAUUUGCUGAUUUCUUGCUGCCGAUGCUUAGAAUCGAUUCCGGCAUAAGAACCACAGCCUCUGAAUGUUUGCGUCAUCCGUGGCUCAACAGCUGA